CCAAAGCGCACAGAUCAUCAUCAACACACACGGUUCACCUGAAGACUGGAGGAUGGACGCAGCAUACAAGAAGUCAAUGGAACCUACGGCCCCGGAGGCAGAGUGAGGAAAACGGCACACGGAAGAGAAGGGGCUCCAUGUACUUGGAGGAGGAGACCAAUAAGAAGUCAGAGGUGAUCUCCUGCAUCUUCUCUCUCAAAGAGGAGGUUGGAGCGUUAGCCAAGGCCCUGCGCCUCUUUGAGGACAAGGGCAUCAACCUGACGCACAUCGAGUCACGUCCAUCACGGAUGAACAAAGACCAGUAUGAGUUUUUCAUCAGCGUUGACUCCAGCAGUUCCCAGGCUCUGGAUGAAGUCAUCGACGGCCUGAGGACACAAAUCAGCGGCCACGUGCAUGAGCUAUCACGCAACAAAAAGAAGGACACAGUGCCAUGGUUCCCUAUGAUCCAGGACUUGGACCGCUUUGCCAACCAGAUCCUUAGUUAUGGGUCUGAGCUGGAUGCUGAUCACCCCGGCUUCACAGAUCCAGUGUACAGAGCCCGCAGGAAGGAGUUCGCAGACAUCGCUUACAAUUACAGACAUGGCCAAAUUAUCCCCAGGGUGGAGUACACAGAAGAGGAGAAGGCCACAUGGGGCACAGUGUUCAGGGAGCUGAAAACUCUGUACCCGACUCAUGCCUGUCGUGAGCACAACCGGGUCUUCCCCCUCCUGGAGAAAUACUGUGGCUACAGGCAGGACAACAUCCCACAGCUGGAGGACGUGUCCCGCUUCCUGCAGUCGUGCACAGGCUUCCGGCUUCGUCCGGUGGCUGGUCUGCUCUCCUCCAGGGAUUUCCUGGGCGGGCUCGCCUUCCGCGUCUUCCAUUCCACGCAGUACAUUCGUCAUGGCUCCAAACCCACGUACACCCCUGAACCGGAUAUCUGCCAUGAGCUUCUAGGACAUGUACCUCUGUUUGCUGACCCUGGCUUUGCCCAGUUUUCACAGGAAAUUGGUCUAGCAUCCCUUGGUGCCCCUGAUGAGUACAUAGAGAAACUUGCUACUGUGUACUGGUUCACUGUGGAGUUUGGCCUGUGUAAGCAGGGCUCAGAAAUCAAAGCAUAUGGAGCUGGCCUACUUUCAUCAUUUGGAGAGCUGCAGUAUUGCCUGUCAGACAAACCCAAGAUCAUGCCCUUUGAACCGGAAAAGACCAGUCUCCAGAAAUACCCGAUCACAGAAUACCAACCUGUCUACUUUGUUGCCGAAAGCUUUGAUGAUGCCAAAGAGAAAGUGAGGAAAUUUGCAGCCACUAUUCCCAGGCCAUUCACAGUUCGCUACAAUCCAUAUACUCAGAGUAUUGAAGUGUUGGAUAACACCCAGCAGCUCAGGAACCUGGCUGAUUCCAUCAACUGUGAGAUGGGGAAACUGUGUGAUGCUCUGCGGAAACUAGAGUAACUGUACCUUUUAUUUGAGCUGAAAUGCAACAAAAAUCUUAAUAUAACAGUCAUCUAAUUUUGCUGCUAGCCUCUUGUUAUGCUUUGUAUGCUUGCAAUUUAGCCUUUUUUGUAUUAAAACAUAUAUCACUGUAUUCAAUUACCACUAAACAAUCUGUGUAUUUUAGUUAGCUGAAUAAAAUGUACCCUGUUACUUAUGCAACAUAAUAGCCAGAUGAAUGUGUCAGUACUCUAAUAGUUUGAAUGUUAUUAAAAAGAUGUGCUUUUCUAAAACAAGACGGCUUUGUGAAAUCAUCAGAUGUGAGCAUCUAACUUGUUUUUUUUCUUGCAGUGAUCUUCUAUGCAUAUCGUAUGGAAAUGUGCCAUAUUGAAUAGUGCUUGGCUAAAUUAAAUGUUUUGUAUGCAUGUAAGGUUUUAAUGAAAAAAAACAAAUAAAAAAA
Molecule: messenger RNA, 1869 nt
Organism: Sphaeramia orbicularis (orbiculate cardinalfish)
Lineage: Eukaryota; Metazoa; Chordata; Actinopteri; Kurtiformes; Apogonidae
Gene: pah
Product: phenylalanine hydroxylase
Biological process (GO): L-tyrosine biosynthetic process; L-phenylalanine catabolic process
Molecular function (GO): iron ion binding; phenylalanine 4-monooxygenase activity
Source: RefSeq, a predicted model, not a curated record